CAACGAGGUCAUUCUCUCUCGUUUUAGGCGUGGCUGCAGUCGCAACCUGUUGUUCCCGUUUUCGCCUUUGUAACCUCGUGUUCGUGUUAAAUACAUCGCAGCGUGGCCCUUUUGGCCACUGAGUUAGCCACAUUUUCAUCUCAUUUAUUUCGGUGGUUAACAUUUUGGUGCAUCGACCGGGAAACUUCAUCGUUCGUGUUUAUCUUCGCCAUCACCUGUCCGAUUGCGUGGCCAUUCAUCCCUGGGUAUCCCGGCUCAUCAUUUGAACACUUCAAUCAGGACUAAAACAGCUUCAUCAUUCCGCGAAAGAAGAACACUCCGGAGGCUAAGCUGAAGAAAAAGCUGAUCCAUAAAGGUUUUUGGCAGGAACAAUACCGUUUCCAGCAUAUCAAGGAUUUAGAACCUGCAUAUCGAGAGACUGCAAGCGAGACAACUGCAAGACUCAUCGCUUAACGGAGACUAACAGAAGACAUGCAUGCUGUUAUUCUUCCUGCUCCGCAGUUGUCCACACCGGAGCUGCCUCCUCGGAUUCAAGCGGCACAGAAAGUAGCGGAAUUUAUUCUAAACUUACCGUCAGCUUCAGACAGCCAGCCCAGUCAAUUACGUCUGCCACUGGAGCGGAUCACACAGCCACAAGCUGCUGAUCCUACUCCACGUCGCAUACGGCUGGAUUAUUUUCGUUCCGCAGGUGGAAGAGAUACUGACACACCACCACAACCACCGGAGGCUUUGAGAGCUGCUUUAGUUAAAUCUACUCAGUCACGCCGAACCACUGGACCACGGCUAGCGGAUUUUGUUUCUCCACCAUCGCCAAAGAAACCUCGUUUCUAUCGGCCAUACAGUCCACGACCAGUCGAGCAACUUCCGGAUCCACCUACUCCUCCAGGAGUUCCAGAGUCUGAGCCGGACGAUUUCGUCCGUAAUCUUGCCGAUUGGGAAGUUAGGAGCGAAAUUGGCGAAACUGAGGUUGAACCUGCGCAUGUUGAACCAGAACAACCUGCUAAGAGUUGGAGAAUCCGAAACACAAGGACCCAAACCGUACGCACGGUAACCUCAAGUCAGCUUUUCCGGAAUUCUGACCAACAGCCUCAAAGGAAAUAAUUCAUUUGAAUAUUGUAUGUUAAUUCCCGUGUCGGUUUAACAAUAUAAAAGUGAAAUUGAA
Molecule: messenger RNA, 1162 nt
Organism: Daphnia magna
Lineage: Eukaryota; Metazoa; Arthropoda; Branchiopoda; Diplostraca; Daphniidae
Exons: 3
Coding region: 472-1101 (209 amino acids)
Source: RefSeq, a predicted model, not a curated record